GCCCCCGGUGCGCCGGCCCGGCCGCGGGAUGGUCCCCAAGCUCGCAGACUCCGUGGAGGGGCUCCGCGCCGCCGGCAACCAGAGCUUCCGCAACGGCCAGUUCGCCGAGGCCGCGGGGCUCUACAGCCGCGCGCUGCGGGCGCUGCAGGCGCAAGGUUGUUCGAACCCUGAAGAAGAAAGUAUUCUCUUCUCUAACCGCGCCGCGUGCCACCUGAAGGAUGGCAACUGCAGGGACUGCAUCAAGGAUUGCACUUCAGCGCUGGCCCUGAUUCCCUUCAGCAUGAAGCCCUUGCUGCGGCGAGCAUCGGCCUAUGAGGCUCUGGAGAAGUACCCCCUGGCCUACGUCGACUAUAAGACUGUGCUGCAGAUUGAUGACAAGGUGGCCUCGGCCCUAGAAGGCAUCAACAGAAUGACCAGAGCUCUCGUGGACUCACUGGGGCCCCAGUGGCGCCUGAAGCUGCCCUCUAUUCCCCUGGUGCCUGUUUCAGCCCAGAAGAGGUGGGAUUUCUCGCCUCCGGAAUACCAGAAAGAGAUAGCUAAAAGCAAAUUCAAAGAAACCACAACUGCAAAGACCACAGUGCCUUCUGCUGGGGAUGUGGAGAGAGCCAGAGCUCUGAAGGAAGAAGGCAAUGAGCUUGUAAAGAAGGGAAACCAUAAGAAAGCUAUUGAGAAGUACAGUGAAAGCCUCUCAUUUAGUGACAUGGAGUCCGCCACAUACAGCAACAGAGCACUCUGCCAUCUGGUCCUGAAGCAGUAUAAGGAGGCAGUGAAGGAUUGCACAGAGGCCCUCAGGCUGGAUGGAAAGAACGUGAAGGCGUUCUACAGACGAGCACAAGCCUACAAGGCACUGAAGGACUAUAAAUCCAGCUUUGAAGACAUCAGCAGUCUCCUGCAACUUGAGCCCAGGAACGUCCCUGCCCAGAGGUUGCGGCAGGAAGUUAACCAGAGUUUAAACUAAAAUCCCAGAAGGGCAGCAGUAUACACCUGUGCCCAAGCUCUGUCCUCUGUGCCUGCUCCUGGCACCCGGCACGCCCCCGAGUGAGCUCUGAAGCAACUCCAAGCUGAUGGCUUCCCAGCCCUUAAGAGGCUUUGCCUGUUCAAAUUAAGCUCAGUGUAGUUUAAAAAAACAAAAAAAAAAAAAACAACAAAAAAAAACAGAUGUUUUAUUUUGCUGGAAUGUCCCCACUAGAGCUGAAGCCCUAUUCCCCACUCCCCCC
Molecule: messenger RNA, 1217 nt
Organism: Canis lupus familiaris (dog)
Lineage: Eukaryota; Metazoa; Chordata; Mammalia; Carnivora; Canidae
Gene: TOMM34
Product: translocase of outer mitochondrial membrane 34
Exons: 7
Coding region: 29-958 (309 amino acids)
Cellular component (GO): mitochondrion; cytosol
Molecular function (GO): heat shock protein binding
Source: RefSeq, a predicted model, not a curated record